ACCUCUUCAGCUUUCCCACACUUCUUUCCUAAUUAUUGUCCUGCAGGACAGCUGAUCUAUUUCAAACAGGAAGCUGUUUACAGAUAACACUUGCAACUGUGUUGUCUGAUUUGUUGAACUGUCGAAAAGCAAAAGACAACCUCUUUCAAAUUAAAAACUGUCAGACUUCUGUAAACAGCAGCAAUGAGGUUCAUCUGUGCAGUGUCCCUGCAGGCACAGAGUGUUCUGCAGUUUUCUCAGCAACCGUAAGGAGUCAGUGACCUGUAAGUGCUCAUUAUGAAGACAGAUCUGGUUUUCUUGGUGACUCUAAUUAGCCUUGCCUUCCUGUCACUGCUAAGGUCUGGAUAUCCUCAACAUAUUGCAGAGGAGUCCUGCUCUGUUCAGAUUCUUGUCCCAGGCCUCAAAGGGGAGGCCGGAGAAAAGGGGGAGAAAGGUGCUCCAGGUCGUCCAGGUAGAGUUGGCCCUCCAGGAGAAAAAGGAGAAAUGGGAGACAAAGGACAGAAAGGCAGCAUGGGACGGCAUGGAAAAAUUGGUCCUAUUGGUUCAAAAGGUGAAAAGGGAGAUAAUGGUGACAUAGGACCACCAGGUCCUAAUGGUGACCCAGGCAUCCCCUGUGAGUGUAGCCAGCUAAGGAAGGCUAUUGGUGAAAUGGAUAUCCAAGUGGCCCAGCUGACGACAGAACUAAAAUUCAUUAAAAAUGCACUGCCCUCCCCCGCAGCUGUUGCUGGUGUGCGUGAGACAGAUAAUAAGAUUUAUCUGCUGGUGAAGGAAGAAAAAAGAUACAAGGAAGCCCAGCUCUACUGCCAUGGAAGAGGAGGGACGCUCAGCAUGCCCAAGGAUGAGAAUGCCAACAAUCUGAUUGCCUCGUACAUCAACCAAGCUGGGCUCACCAGAGUUUUCAUUGGGAUUAACGACCUAGAGAAAGAGGGAAAUUUUGUCUAUUCUGACCGGUCACCCAUGCAGACCUUCAACAAGUGGCGCAGUGGGGAGCCCAACAAUGCCUACGAUGAGGAGGACUGUGUGGAGAUGGUGGCAUCUGGAGGGUGGAAUGACGUUGCAUGUCAUAUUACCAUGUAUUUUGUGUGUGAAUUUGAUAAAGAAAACGUGUAAGCUUGCUGGCUCUUUAUUUUAAGAAAAGUUUUUAAGCAGGUUGUAUAAGUUAGCCCAUGUUUAUAGAGUACAAGUAAUGUUUUACACACAUGUGACAUCAGUGUUGUACAGCUGUAAAUACAAUUUAGGUAUUUCAAAUAUCGGUAUUUACCCUUCAGAAGGGAAGAGCACUGAUGAGUAAGAUAUAGAUUGGUUUUUUUUCUGUAGAAGAGCGUAUGUAUUUAGAGAAAACUGUAGUUUGGGGCUAAAUUCUGCCCUCAAAGCAUUUAACGCGUGUGAUGGUGUGAAUUUGGCCUCUAGUUUUCAGAGUGAUCAUUUCUGAAGAAAUAGAUUCUUAAUAUUCUUUUACCUUAGCAAAUUUAAUAGUUAUAGAUGUUAAUUGCUUGUAGCACUACAGGGAUACACUACAGGGAUACUCCAGCAAGAAGACAAAUAAUUUGCAUACUCCAGUUAAUUAGCACAAAUAUUACUAUUUUUUGGGGAUGUAAAGGUGUUACAACUCUUUUUUUUUUUUUUUUUUUUUUUUAAGUAGCCAAGCCUAGUCCACAAAUUAAGAGUCCUGCCAAUUUUGUACAGUUUCUUUAUUAAAAUAUUCACAGAUAUAUCAUGAGAAGGCCCUUCAGUAAGCAGUUUUAGUGCUGGUGGAGGAUUAACUUCAUGUAAUUCAGUACAGAAAAAGGGAUCCAUGCCAGAUGAGUGCUUUGGGAUUGGGUAAAGGUAAAAGAUUUUGGUUUUCUGCUAUCUUUAGUUGAAAAUGAUUCAGUGAAUGAACUGUUUAAGGCCUCAAACAAUUAUUUUUUUAAAGUGUUUCUCAUUUGUUAAAGAUGAUCUUGGUACAUCAUGUUACAAAACAAACAUAAUACUGACCCUUCUCUGUUUAAGGCAAAUUACAUUAGUGGACAACAAAUCUCAUAGAAGUGGUUUAGCUAAUUGUUUUGGCAGGAAAAAAGCCUAUAUAGUGACUCAGAUUGAGAGAGUGACCUCCUGAAAAGCAGCAAAAUUGUCCAAAAUUCUCCUGUUUAUGUAUAUAGCAAUAAUGUGAUUUUGCACAAAUAAUUUAUGUACUCAAUUUCAUAUGAUGGAAAAUGUGAUGUAUAUUUUAAGAAGUCAGCAACAUAAUUUCACAAAGGAAAUGAAUUACUUUGGAUCUUCCUAGGAGCCAGUUGCAUGACAUCUUAUUCUCACUGUUAGGCAUAGAAAGACUACAAAAUCUCAGACCGUUUUUUUUUUUUUCCAGGAAUACCCUGCACAAUGUUUUAUGCUGUUUUUUAAGGAGAAAUGUUCCUUUGUAUAACAUAGCAAUCAGUAUAUUUAUCUGAUAAUUAUGGGAGAUUGGUCUACAAAGUAUCCAAAUUGGAUCUGGCUUGUGGUUCUACAGCAAGACAAGACCGACUGAAAUCAAUGCUAAAGUGCCGUGAUACAUAACCAGCAGUCAGACAAUCCUGUUCAUAUCCACAGUCUAACAAUAUUUGGUGUGAUACUAUUAUUAAAUACCUAAUAAACUAUUUUGUUUGAUAUA
Molecule: messenger RNA, 2629 nt
Organism: Centrocercus urophasianus (Greater sage-grouse)
Lineage: Eukaryota; Metazoa; Chordata; Aves; Galliformes; Phasianidae
Gene: COLEC11
Product: collectin subfamily member 11
Exons: 7
Coding region: 277-1110 (277 amino acids)
Source: RefSeq, a predicted model, not a curated record